AUGCCGGGACAGAUCCAGUAUUCGGAGAAAUACUUCGACGACGAGUUCGAGUACAGGCACGUCGUGUUACCGUCGGACAUCGCCAAGCUGCUACCGAAAGGAAGGUUGCUCUCGGAGUCCGAGUGGCGAGGCCUGGGCGUGCAGCAGUCGCGGGGGUGGGUUCAUUACGCCAUUCACCGGCCGGAGCCCCACAUCAUGCUCUUCAGGAGGCCCCUGAACUACGCUGCCUAG
This is a messenger RNA of Pedinophyceae sp. YPF-701, 231 nucleotides long. The record is from the annotation of a GenBank genome assembly. Lineage: Eukaryota; Viridiplantae; Chlorophyta; Pedinophyceae.